Oncorhynchus kisutch (coho salmon) is the source of this 2745-nucleotide messenger RNA. RefSeq names its product vertnin-like. Gene Ontology annotation, cellular component: chromatin. NCBI's taxonomy places the organism in Eukaryota, Metazoa, Chordata, Actinopteri, Salmoniformes, Salmonidae. Gene Ontology annotation, biological process: regulation of transcription by RNA polymerase II. The transcript has 5 exons. The coding region runs from base 363 to 2627 and encodes 754 amino acids. The record is from RefSeq and is a predicted model, not a curated record.
UACGUGUUGUUCUACUGAUAGCCGUCGACACCACGGCUUUUGUUACCACUUCACAUUGAAAUUGACCCUGGCCCUGCGUGGGGGCAAGAGGGGCGGUGUUUUCUCAAACCACACAAAAAAAACAGGUCGACGGCGAUUGACAAUUUCCUGAAGAGAGUUCGGCCUUAUCACUCCCAAAUCUCUCUUCAAAGUGUCCCUAUCUGCAGUGAACCCAAGUCGUCUGAAUCCGUUCCAUGCACACAUAAUGGAAUAACUAAGUUACCUGGGAGAGAAUCCGGAACGAAGCCCUAUGCGGUGCGCUUUACCACUCCGAUAGUGACUAACGUCCUCUUGGAAAACGAUUUAUACCAAAUAUUUCAGGUAUGAUUCAGAGGAAGGAGGUGAUACUCUCAGUCCUAGGGGAGCUGCAGGAUGCCACAGAGAGCUCCGGCCUGCACGCCCUCACCAGGGUAGCUCUGGAGGUCCACCAGGUACUGACCCCCUUCACCCUGCCUUCCUCACCCUGCCAGGAGUUCCCCGGCUGGGCAGGCAUCGACGGCGUGGCCCAUAGCCUGUACCCUGCUGACGCCCCCGGAGGCCUCCUGCCUCUGGCCUGUAAGGGAGAGGGGAACCUGUUGUUUGAUACAGCCAGCAUGCUGCUAGUGGGGACGACUAGUCUCAGUCUGGAGCUGCAGGUACGUACGGUGGUGGAGAUGCUGCUGUGGAAGAGGUACUACCUGGGCGGUAUGAUCGACUCGAAGGUGAUGCUGCAGGCGGCCAGGUUCAGCCUGUGUGCCGAGGAGUCCCAGGACAUGCUCAACCUCCCCCUUUCAGUCCUCGAAGCUAUCUUCGACGCCGACGUCAAAGCCUCCUGCUUCCCCGGCUCCUACGCUAACAUGUGGCACCUCUAUGCUCUUUCCUCCGUCCUCCAGUGCAACAUCUAUUCUGUCUACCCCAUGUACAACCUCAAGAUACGACCCUACUUCAACCGCCUGAUAAGACCCAGGUCCUACCCCAAAGACAUGGAUCCUAUCACCUUGCACAUCAUGUGGUCCGGAGAGCUGGAGGGGGGCUCCUCCAGGUUCAGACCUACAGUCUUUGUAGCGUUAGUCCAUUCUAGUGACCUCCGGAUGGGCAGUCCUAACGACGAGCAGAGGGUCCCCCCUCUGAAGACACGGGAGCUUCUCAAGCAGGACUCUCUCCUGUCCUACUCCAGUCUGAAGGACAAGUACAACGUCACCAAGAGUACGUUCUACCGCUGGAGACGGCAGACGCAGGAGCAUCGUUUAAGGUCUGCUGCCAGGUACGAGGCCAAACACUUCCUCCAAGCGUGCUAUCUGGAAGGGAAGCUCAUCCCUCUGCAUCAGUUCAAAGAGUUCUUCCCUGAGAUCUCCAGAUCCACCUACUAUGCAUGGAAGCACGAGCUGAUCUCAUCCGGCGGUAAUUUCUCCACGUUCUCCACGAGCGAGGUGAGUCCAGGGGACAGCACGGAGCAGGAGUCCUGGUCCUCUCCAGAGUCCAAGCUCGGGCAGGAGGAAGACCAUGAUGUAGAGCCAGACGUAGAGCAUCACGACAGCAUGGCCAGUCUGUUCGGCCUGAACUACAACGAUGAUAAGAUGGAUGGAGAACGGGCCCAAAACAUGGCUCUGAUGCAGGAGGCAAAGAAGGUUCUUCAGAACUGCAUCGCUAGGAAUACAUCGUUCCCCUUCCGCAUCUUCAAGAGGAGCUUCCCAGGGAUCUCCAGGUCUACUUAUUACAACUGGAGGAGAGAGGCCAUGCUGUUUAACCGAGGCUACAAGGUCGGAAGCAGUGAAAACAGCUUGGACACGGAUAAGAGUAGUCCAACUGGUGGUCUGUCCCCUAUCGGGGGGACUGAGAGCCAUGGUCAUGCUGCCACGGUCUUCACCAGAGUUAAGAUCUGUAGAAACAACCAUAAAGGGUUCAGGAUGGUGUUCCUACGCAGGAAGAAGCUGAGAGAAGCUGCCAAGGUGAAGGUGUGGAGGUCAAAAUGGCCUCUGUCUAGGUUCAGAGUGAAGUACCCCUCCCUGUCCCUCUGUUUCUAUUGGCUGUGGCGUAACGGCCCCAGUGGAACCAGGAAGGAGGAAACCACCACCCCGUCUCUAGAGGUGGACCGUUCUGAGAUGAUUAUGGAGAGCAACAACACAGUGAAAGAGAAUGGGAUGAUGAUGGCAGAGAGUGACAUAAAGACAAAAGCUCCAAUGCAGGACGUGUUCUCCUUUGAGGGGGACCCGACAGAGGAUCUGAGAGGCCCCGUCACCAUGACCUCUGUGACAUCCCCCUUCGACACCCCCCUCCCUAACCCAACCAAUAUGUCCGCCACCACAGACGACCAGAUGUUUGUGAUGGAUCUGAGAUGCCCCGUCACCAUGACCUCUGUGACAUCCCCCUUCCCCCUCCCCAACCCAACCAAUAUGUCCGCCACCACAGACGACCAGAUGUUUGUGAUGGAUCUGGUGGCCCUGGCUAACUUCAAGGCCAAGGCCAAAGUCUUCCUCCAGAAACGCUUCGAGGAGAAGUCCUUCCCCACCUUCAAAGAGUUCAGGUCCUUCUUCCCCCUGACUCCCCGUUCCACCUACUAUAUGUGGAAGAGAGCCCUGCAUCACGGAGUGCCACUGGUACAUGGCUGAGAGCGAGAGAGGGCAUGGCUGAGAGCGAGAGAGGGCAUGGCUGAGGGCGAGAGAGGGCAUGGCUGAGGGCGAGAGAGGGCAUGGCUGAGGGCGAGAGGGGGCAUGGCUGAGGGCGAGA